UGGACGGUGAAAACAUUUCCUUAUUUUUCAUUUAGUUUUUUUUUUGGUGUGAUAAAAAGGUAAAAUAUGGUGUGAAUCCAUUUAAUCAACGAUAUUAAUAAAAUAAUUAAAAUUUAAAAAGUAUUUUAUUGAUUAAGGAUGUCGAAUUUUCUAAUGGUAAAUAUAAAAUAAUGGGUUAAAUAUGUUUUUAGUCCCUGAAGUUUCACUGAUUUUUGGUUUUAGUCCUUGCAUCAAACAUUGAUGGCAUUUCAUCUUCUUAGUAUGGAAACAUGUAUUUUUGGUCCCUAAAAAUAGANGGNGUCAAAUCUCACUAACAGACUUGCCACAUCUUCUAUCAAUUUUAAUAUUCUCUCUCUGCCANGUCAAAUCCUCUGUCUGUUCAUCUCCCAUUCUUUUCUCCUCCAUUUUCUCAUCCAAAUCAAUUGGCAGNGACAAUGAUUUCUGAGAUUGAGAAGUGACGACAGAGGUUAAUUGGUAGUGGUGAUGACCCAUCCCAGCGAGAAUUUGUUGGUCAUUGAAGAAGAAAAACAGUAUUUGUCGUCUUCACAUCCCAAACCUUAAUGCUCUCGUCGAAGGACCCGGACCCGAACAUGAUGUAGCUUGAUUGGGGAUUGAAAAAAAAAACUGCACUAAAUCAGAUCUGGUAUAGGCAUAAAAGCUAGUUAAAAAAGUUCAAGGAAACAGAGAGAGACAGAGAGAAACCUUUAAUGCCAUAAUGAAAUAUUGCCAAAUCCAAUCCAGUAGACGUAAUUAAUUACAGGGAUGAGAUCGUAGACAUUCAAACGCAUGAGUGUGUUGAUUUUGCUGUUACAAAGGGAAACACUCAUUCCAUGGACAUGGAGCGAGAAGAAGAAAUUACACAAACAGAUCCAUGUCCACGACCAGUUGUUUUACAUAAAUUUUACACAAAUUUCAGUUUUCACAAUUUUAUUCCUGUCUGUUGCUCUGCACAAGACCAGUUGUUGGUCUCAAUUGUGUAGAGGAUUUUAAUAUCAAAAGCAAGAAAAAAAUCAUACCAGAAUCAUCAAGGAUGUGGAUAUACAAUUUCUCAAUUUCUCAAUUUCGCCCUGUCUUGUAUGCUUUGCUGCAUAAUUCACAACUCUCAUAGUGAUUUUGAGUUUUGGUGAAUUUUUGUGCUUUGUAACUGUUGGUGAAAGUGUAUUUCAUCACUUGAAACUUGUAUGCAUUGUUGGAUUGACCUUAUUCUAGCCUUUGUACAACAUCAUCAUCUAUACCGUUGCAUUUACUGAAAUUCACCACUGUACUAGUGAUUUUCUGUGCUGAUAAGUUUCUUUGCUGUUUUAUNGGCUACACAUAUCACAAUUGGUGAUAUAAACUUGUUUGAAGUGUUAGCUACACAUUUGAAUCAUUGCAUUUCAAAUUGACCACUGCUGUUCCAGUUUUCCAGCCACCAAUUUAGUGCAAUUUUAGCCAUUUUUUUUACUGCAUAAUUUGGUAAUUACUAUACUAUUUUGAGAUUCUGUGGCUGUAGGUGCAUUCUCUUUGUUUCAGCAAGUUUAUUUGGUCAAUUACAGCCUUUGCUUACUGCUCAUUUGGUCACCUUUGCACCAUUUCACCAACUCACACCUUAAAGCCGUGACUUUGCUCUAACUGAGGAAGUGAGCUUAUCAUAUUCGCAAACUACUCAAGUGCAGUCCUUUUUGGCUUUGGAAUUGUUGAACAAUGCACUAAGCGUGAUAACAUUAUAAAUUUGCUAAUGUCUGAGACUGCUGAAGCAGGGAAAGAUGGAGCAAAUUUAUCUUUGUUAUCGAAUUUGAAGAAAUUGCAGUUGUCAAGCAAUGGUGAAUCUCAGCAACCAUUGUCAUCCCUUAUCUAUCCAAGUAAUCAAUUCCUUAUUCGGAAGCCUUUACUGCAUUUAGUUCAAGCUUCAGCCCUUUCUUCAAAGAUCACGGUUCAUCCAGAUGGUCAAAUCACAUUUAUGGGUACUGCAAUUGAGUUGAAAGAUCUUCUCUCUGUAGUUUCUGAAUCAUACUUAUCAAAAAGCUCACAAAAGGGUGAAAAGCAAUCUAUGCUUGUUCCACACUGCAAUUGUUGUUCUCUAAACUGCAGACUUGUUUCAAGGGAGCUUCCAUCAGAGGUGGAGGGAGAAACAGGGGGAAGAGGCGAGAUGGUGGAGAUAGACCAUGGAAUCGAAGGUGAGGAGAGUGACGAGGGCGUGAUCGACGGUGCUGUAAGUGGAGAAGAGUUCGGCAGGGAGGUUGGUGUCGGCGAGGGGCGGGGAAAAGGGUUGCAAAAAAAUCAAACAUUUAAGUCAAAGAUGCCACGUUUCAGAAAAAGGAAACAAGUGUACACUAAAGACCUGGAAGUGCCGUUAGUCAUGUCAGCAAAAAUUUAACACCGUCUAUUUUUAGGGACCAAAAAUACAUGUUUUCAUACUAAGAGGAUGAAAUGCCAUCAAUGUUUGAUGCAGGGACUAAAACCAAAAAUCAGUGAAACUUCAGGGACUAAAAGCAUAUUUAACCCUAAAAUAAUUUUAAUUACUCACCUCACGAAGCU
Vigna radiata var. radiata (mung bean) is the source of this 2517-nucleotide messenger RNA. RefSeq lists its product as uncharacterized. Bases 1718 to 2356 code for a protein of 212 amino acids. The record is from RefSeq and is a predicted model, not a curated record. Lineage: Eukaryota; Viridiplantae; Streptophyta; Magnoliopsida; Fabales; Fabaceae. The transcript is spliced from 3 exons.